Molecule: messenger RNA, 1556 nt
Organism: Pseudopodoces humilis (Tibetan ground-tit)
Lineage: Eukaryota; Metazoa; Chordata; Aves; Passeriformes; Paridae
Product: ubiquitin-conjugating enzyme E2 E2
Source: RefSeq, a predicted model, not a curated record
CGGUGGGAGAAGCAGCAGCAGCAGCAGCAGCGGCCGUCGCUGCUGCUCGGGAGAGACGGGAAAGGGGAGAGGAAGCCGAGAGCCAGGAGCGCGGGGGAGCGGGCUCAUGACUCAGUGAGUGGCUGCAGCCCCUUUCCAGCCCCGCGCCCGGCCGGAGUCGGGGCGACCGCGACGGAUUGUCCCGCAGCCUGUGCCCGGCACCAGCGAGAGAGAGACCUGCGCUCGUCUGCAGUGCAGCAUCUGCCAUGUCUACAGAGGGGCAGAGAGUGGAUGAUAGUCCAAGCACUAGUGGAGGCAGCUCUGAUGGAGAUCAGCGUGAAGGUGUUCAGCAGGAACAAGAAAGGGAGCAAGUUCAACCCAAGAAAAAAGAGGGGAAAAUAUCAAGCAAAACAGCUGCUAAAUUGUCAACUAGCGCUAAAAGAAUUCAGAAAGAACUUGCAGAAAUUACAUUAGACCCUCCUCCGAACUGUAGUGCUGGACCCAAAGGAGACAACAUUUAUGAAUGGAGGUCAACUAUACUGGGGCCUCCAGGGUCUGUAUAUGAAGGUGGAGUUUUCUUCCUUGACAUAACCUUUUCACCGGACUAUCCCUUUAAACCACCCAAGGUAACGUUCCGGACAAGGAUCUACCACUGUAACAUUAACAGCCAAGGCGUCAUCUGCCUGGACAUUUUAAAAGACAACUGGAGUCCAGCGUUAACCAUUUCUAAAGUUCUCCUCUCCAUCUGCUCCCUCCUCACAGACUGUAACCCAGCUGACCCCCUGGUUGGAAGUAUUGCCACUCAGUACAUGACCAACAGAGCAGAGCACGACAGAAUGGCCAGACAGUGGACCAAGCGAUACGCCACAUAGGAACCUCCUCUAGGAUUUGCUGGACCUGUGCAAGCACAUUCACUAAGUGCAUCAAUAGCCCUUCCCUUCAUUCUUAUUUUUUAUUCAAUUUUGAACCAUUUUGUGACAAAAAGUUGUCCUUACUUCCUUUUUUGUUUCGUUUCGGUUGAUUUUAUUUUUAUUUGUUCUGGGUUUUUUUUUUUUUUGUUCUGUUAACUUGAAAGUUGUUUCCCUCAAAUGUAGACAGGGAAUUUUGGUUAUCAGUGCAAAGAAUGUUGGAUCUGUAAUAGUAUAGAGCUUUAUCAGAAAGCUUUGUAUUAAUGUGUGGGGUUGGUUUGUUUUGGUUUUUUUUCUUUCAUGUGGUUUUGGGGAAAACAAACAAAUUCAGAAUUAUAUCUCGUUUCUACUUAAAUGUAGUGUUUAGGGUUAUUUUUUUGUACUGAAGUCUUUAAUGGUGGGUGCAUGCUACUGGGAACAAGUUUUGUAUAAAAGCUUAAAAUCAAGAAUCACUGUGCAUUACUAAGACUGUGUUUAUCACUAGCCUUCUGUUUCCCACACAAAAGGCUAUUGCAUUGAACAAAUUAAUAUGUAUUUUGAUUUACUUAAAAAACAACAAAAAAAAGUGCUUGUAAAUUUCUUAGGGACCUGCCACUUUUGACUGUGGAUCAGUUGAUGUACACUUGUAUUAUUAAAGCACUCAAUAAAACACUGUGGCUGAUAAAUGCA